Messenger RNA from Adelges cooleyi (spruce gall adelgid), 2631 nucleotides. RefSeq names its product cullin-2 (gene Cul2). The transcript is spliced from 11 exons. Gene Ontology annotation, cellular component: Cul2-RING ubiquitin ligase complex; SCF ubiquitin ligase complex. Bases 25 to 2385 code for a protein of 786 amino acids. The record is from RefSeq and is a predicted model, not a curated record. Lineage: Eukaryota; Metazoa; Arthropoda; Insecta; Hemiptera; Adelgidae. Gene Ontology annotation, biological process: protein ubiquitination; SCF-dependent proteasomal ubiquitin-dependent protein catabolic process. Gene Ontology annotation, molecular function: ubiquitin protein ligase binding.
UUAUCUUCGUUUUGAUUCCGCUGCAUGCAAUCACAAGUUAUUGUUCAUCAUCAUCACCCAGCUUCUGAAAGAACUCAACUAACAUUGGCCAGACGCUGUACAGAUAUUGGGAUAUGGAAUAACAGACAUUUAAAACGCUUAAGGUGCUACGUUAGUUUAUAUUUUAUCAUGUCGCUUAAACCAAAACCAAUCAAUUUUACUGAAAAAUGGAACACUCUUCAAGAGACCGUGAAAGGUGUUAUAACUUUAGAUCGAGUACCGAGAGAUGCAUGGAAUGAACGCUUUAACGAUGUUUAUUCUAUGUGUGUGGCAUUCCCCGAGCCCCUCGGAGAUCAGCUUUAUGAAUCUACAAAGUUAUUCCUCGAAGACCACGUUCUCGAACUGCUGUCCAUUAUUCAAAGCGGAGGCACUGCCAACCUUUUACAAAAUUAUUAUAUGUAUUGGCAAAAGUACAGCAAAGGUGUCAAGUAUCUCCAUUCACUCUACCAGUAUCUGAACAACCAGCAUAUCAGAAAGCACAAAUUAUCCGAGGCAGAAGUUUUAUAUGGAAACAUUACUCCAGACGCAACUGAACAAAUGGAAGUCGGAGAGUUGGGACUUGACGUAUGGAAGCAUAAUAUGAUUGUGCCGCUCAAAGAGAGUAUGCUCGGGUUAUUACUUGAUGAAUUCGACAAACAAAGACAGAAUAUUUCUACGACUACUUCCUUAGAUAUAAUUGCUGGUGUAAUCGAUUCAUUUGUGGUCGUUCAAGAAUUCAGAAAGAAAUAUCCACUAGAGCUGUAUCAAAGCUAUUUUGAAAGACCUUUUUUGGAACAAAGCAGUGAGCACUUCAAACGCGAAGCGGCUCGCCUGCUUCAAGAAUGUUCUGUCUCGGAAUACAUGGUGAAGGUUUUGCAAAUCCUCAAAGAAGAAGGAAUCAGAUCAAAAAAAUAUCUUCACGACAGCACUUACAUAAAAGUUCGUGAACGAUGUCGUCAGCAUAUGGUUGGUGAUCAUUUAGAAUUUUUACAUAGUGAAUGCGAAUCUAUGGUCAAAGAAGAACGCCGUGAAGAUAUGCAUAAUAUUUACUUACUUUUACGUGAAGUCAAGGACGGAAUGAAUUCGUUGGUGGAUAUUUUCCGAGAACAUAUUAAACAACAUGGAAUUAAAGUUAUCGAGAUGUUGAAACAAGAACAAAUUUACGUGCACUUUGUGGAAGAAGUUUUGGCUGUCCACAAAAAGUAUAAAUCCAUGGUAGUCGAUGUAUUUGAAAAUGAUUUAUCUUUUAGUGGAGCCUUGGAUAAGGCUUUUACUGUAAUUAUUAACUAUAAGCAAGCAAAGAAUCAGCCUUCUAAAUCUCCUGAAUAUUUGUCGAAAUACUGUGACAAUUUGUUAAAAAAAUCAUCCAAAGGCAUGUCUGAAACAGAAAUUGAUGAUAAACUGUCACAGUCAAUUACUAUAUUCAAAUAUAUCGACGACAAAGAUGUUUUUCAACGAUUUUACCAAAGACAUCUUGCUAAACGUUUAAUUCACCAGCAAAGUCAGUCCAUGGAUGGCGAAGAAGGAAUGAUUAAUAAACUGAAACAAGCAUGUGGUUACGAAUUCACAAAUAAAUUGCAUAGAAUGUUCACUGACAUCAGAGUGUCGGAAGGAUUAAAUACAAAAUUCCAGAAUGAAUUUUUACCGGCUUCUGGAGGAGAAUUAAAUGUUUCUUUCUCUAUGUAUGUUUUACAAACCGGAGCUUGGCCUCUUGGAGCAUCUUCUGUGUCGUCAUUUGUCAUUCCCGAACAACUAAUACCUUGUAUGCAAUAUUUUGAAGAAUUUUACAAAAAAAAAUUUAAUGGUCGAAAAUUAACUUGGCUUCAUCACCACUGUCAAGGUGAGUUGAAGUUGAACUAUUCACAAAAAGUGUAUUUGGUCACUAUGCAAACAUUUCAGAUGGCUAUCAUGUUAUUGUUUGAAAACCUAGACUCGUUAAAAUACUCAGAAAUACAAGAGUUGCUCCAACUCUCGAAUGACCAAUUUCAAAAACACAUCAACAGUCUUGUAGAGUGUAAGCUCUUAUUGCUCGAUGGUGAUACUGUGUCAUUAAAUACGUCAUACUCAAAUAAGCGUACAAAAUUACGUAUAACUGCCGCUCUUCAAAAAGACACACCUCAAGAAAUUGAGCAAACGGUCAAUUCUGUUGAAGACGAUAGGAAAACAUACCUGCAAGCAGCUAUUGUACGAAUUAUGAAGGCACGUAAAGUACUAAGACACAAUCAACUAGUAAAUGAAAUAUUAUCUCAAUCAACAUCGUUCGCACCUUCUAUUGCAUUAAUAAAAAAAUCCAUUGAGACAUUAAUUGAUAAAGGUUACCUGGAGCGUACGCCAAACUCAUCUGAUGGAUAUAGUUAUGUUGCGUAGUAAAUUAAUAAUUAUGUAUUUUUUUUUUUUUUAUAAGUCAAUUUCUUCUGCUGUUCAAUAAACCAAAACCGGUUUUUUUUGUACAUAAUAAUUAGUACUCUAAAUUAUGUUAUAAAUUUUUGUUAUAUACUGUGUAACUAUAAUCUAUAAAUUGAAUAGGUAAUUUAGUAUUUACAUUUUUUUUUUUUUUUUUUAAAUAACGGUGCAAAUACUAUAAUUACAUAUAUAUUGUUAUCCUAACGCCAU